AUGUCACUGCCUGAGGUCGCUGAUUCCCACCUGUACUCUGCGCUGAACACAAAGUGUGAGAGCCUGGGUUCCCCCCCGGCCGCGCCUUCCUUGUGCAGGAGCAGCCCGGAGCUGGGGCCGAGGCCCCGGCGAUAUCGAGCGCUGCCGCUGUGGCCCGUCCCGUUCUGGGCCCCGGAGCGGAUUCCUCCCCCUCCGCCCGGGGACCGAGGGGGCACCAGGGCUGGAAGGGAGCGGGGACCGAGGCCCGCCCGGCGUCACCGCCCCCGGCCCGGCCCCGACACUCGGGUGCCGCGGUUGCCGGGGAAGCGCGGGCGCGGCCACAGCGGCUGUGACGGCGCCGCCGCCUCAGGGCUGUCAGGUGCCCUGAGACAGAGCUGGUUUGGGGUUUCCCCACCAGAGAUUGUAUUUCAGAACUUCGUCGCUCCGGAGGUCUCUGAGAUGGAGCUGUCUCUCAUUAAUAAGGACAAGAUUCCUUGGCUGGUGAAGGUGUGCAUGGAGAGCUGCCCCUAUUUCCAGCUGGCGUGCCCCAGGGAUGUGUACCAUGUGGUGCCAGCAGGCGCCUCUGUCCCUGUGCGCAUCCGCUUCAGCCCCGCCGAGAACAAGGAUUAUUGCCACGAGCUGGUCUGCAUGACAUCAAGGGAAAGGAUAGUUGUGCCAAUUCGGGCCAUUGGUGCCCGAGCUGUCCUGGACUUCCCUGCCCAGCUGGACUUCUCCAAGUGUGCAGUCAAGGGCAGCACCCAGAAGACUCUGCUGGUGCACAAUGUCGGUACCCGGGCAGCUCGUGACCAGCUGAGCACCCAGAG
Serinus canaria (Common canary) is the source of this 803-nucleotide messenger RNA. RefSeq names its product hydrocephalus-inducing protein homolog. The annotation marks the transcript as partial. Lineage: Eukaryota; Metazoa; Chordata; Aves; Passeriformes; Fringillidae. Gene Ontology annotation, biological process: axonemal central apparatus assembly; cilium movement. The record is from RefSeq and is a predicted model, not a curated record. The transcript is spliced from 4 exons. Gene Ontology annotation, cellular component: axoneme.